This is a messenger RNA of Drosophila montana, 837 nucleotides long. RefSeq names its product adenine phosphoribosyltransferase (gene Aprt). Gene Ontology annotation, cellular component: cytoplasm. The record is from RefSeq and is a predicted model, not a curated record. Gene Ontology annotation, molecular function: adenine binding; AMP binding; adenine phosphoribosyltransferase activity. The coding region runs from base 125 to 670 and encodes 181 amino acids. Gene Ontology annotation, biological process: adenine salvage; AMP salvage. NCBI's taxonomy places the organism in Eukaryota, Metazoa, Arthropoda, Insecta, Diptera, Drosophilidae. The transcript is spliced from 3 exons.
UUUUAGAGUCAGUUUUCAAGGCACCACGCGAUACUCACGUAGCGGGCGUAAGAUUUCAAUUUAUUUUUUAAAAUUCUUCAAUUCUGCAACAAGAGAUAAAGCCUGAGCUAAAGCCGCUGCCAAAAUGAGCGAACUGAGUGCUGCAGAUAAACUCGACUAUGUGAAGUCAAAGAUUGGCGAAUAUGUUGACUUCCCAAAGAAGGGCAUUGUUUUCCGUGACAUAUUCGGCGCCCUCACCGAUGGCAAAGCAUGUGUUUAUCUGCGUGAUUUGCUGGCAAAGCACAUCCGCACCGUCCAUCCAGAUGUGGAGCUAAUAGUGGGUCUGGAUUCGCGUGGUUUUCUCUUUAAUCUGCUGCUGGCCACCGAGCUGGGCGUGGGCUGUGCACCCAUACGCAAGAAGGGCAAACUGGCGGGCGAGGUGGUCGCCGUAGAAUAUCAGCUGGAAUACGGUUCGGACACAUUUGAGCUGCAGCGCGCAGCAAUCAAGCCGGGCCAAAAGGUGGUCAUUGUCGAUGAUCUUUUGGCAACGGGUGGUUCACUGUUGGCUGCCACGGCGCUGGUACGCAAGUUGGGUGGCGUGGUGCUGGAAAGCUUGGUUGUCAUCGAGCUGGUGGCAUUGGAUGGCCGCAAGAAGCUGGACUGCGAUGUACAUUCCCUGAUAAAGUACUGAGCAGCACAUAUAUAACUACCAUAUAUGCAUUUAGCAACGAAAUAUUUUACCUCAAAAUAUCACCAAGUGAAUUUUUGUAAUACUUUAUGGAACUUGCAAUGAGCAUGUUUUAACUAAAUGGUUGUCGGAACAAACUAAAUUAGUGCAAAUAUAUGAUUUAAUAUUUU